Molecule: messenger RNA, 2189 nt
Organism: Copidosoma floridanum
Lineage: Eukaryota; Metazoa; Arthropoda; Insecta; Hymenoptera; Encyrtidae
Gene: Brf
Product: Brf RNA polymerase III subunit
Biological process (GO): transcription by RNA polymerase III; DNA-templated transcription initiation; transcription preinitiation complex assembly
Cellular component (GO): transcription preinitiation complex; nucleus; transcription factor TFIIIB complex
Molecular function (GO): RNA polymerase III general transcription initiation factor activity; TBP-class protein binding; RNA polymerase III type 3 promoter sequence-specific DNA binding
Source: RefSeq, a predicted model, not a curated record
AAAUGCGACUAUAUUUAAACAGUUAAAGUUUUGAUUGAGUUUUGUACGAAAGUCCGGUUACGAUAUAGCUACGAUUCGUAGAGCAUACCCCGUAAACAGUAAUUAAUCAGUCGAUCAAGAUGUCGAACCUCAAAUGCAAAUGUGGUUCUACCAGCAUCGAAACAGAUCCAGCCCGUGGAGAUGUCGUUUGUACAGAAUGUGGUUUUGUCCUGGAAGAUCAAAUCAUUGUCAAUGAGACAAUGUUUGAAGAGAGUCCAUCUGGUAACAUGAUGAUGAUUGGUCAUUUUGUUUCAAAUGAGAGCUCUGGUGGUGCAUCUGGUUUGGGUCCAGGGUACAUGAAUAAUUCUAGAGAAUCAAGGGAAAUUACUCUUGCAAAUGCUCGAAAAGGAAUUGCACACUUAUGCAGGCAGUUGCAAUUAAACAACCACUGCAUCGAGACUGCAGUUAACAUUUACAAAUUGGCUCUUACCGCAAAUUUAACUAGAGGUCGAAAGCAAGCUCACAAUCAUGCGGCAUGUGUUUAUAUUACAUGCCGCACUGAGUGUACCACACACAUGCUUAUUGAUAUUAGCGAUGUUUUGCAAAUUUGUGUCCAUGAAUUAGGACGAACUUACUUAAAAUUCACUCAGGCAUUGUGCAUCAAAAUUCCUUCGAUGGACCCAUGUUUGUACAUCCUACGGUUUGCGAACAAACUCGAGUUUGGGGAAAAAACACACGAGGUUUACAUGACUGCGUUGCGCAUCGUGCAGAGAAUGAAAAGAGAUAGCAUCCACAGCGGCCGCAGACCUUCUGGUCUGUGUGGUGCAGCCCUUCUGAUGGCCGCCAGGCUACACGAAUUUAACAGAUCACCCAACGACAUCAUAAAGAUCGUCAAAGUCCACGAAUCAACCUUAAGAAAGAGAUUAAUCGAAUUUGGCGACACGCCGUCGAGCGCUUUGACCCUUGACGAAUUCAUGGCCGUCGAUCUGGAAGAAGAACAAGAUCCUCCAGCUUUCAAAGCCGCGAGAAAAAAAGAUAGGGAACGGUUGCAGAAGUUGGAAAAUAUGGCGAACGAGUUUACGGAACUGCAAUCGGAAAUAGAUAGGCAAUUGGAGAAACAAAAAUCGUCCAAGAGAAAAGCGAGGCACGCUUCAACGACGCUUGAGGAAUCCGAUGCAGAAAGGUUCAUCAGGGAGUCCAAUAUAAGUGUCAUCGAUGAAUGCGUUAGAAAAGAUUCCGACACUCUUGAUGUUGUGAACGGCCAACGGAAGGAAAGUUCUCUCGCAGCUGGACUCGGACCUGACAUCGCGUCAAUGGGCUUAUCGGAAUAUUUGCACAAUAAGAACACGACCAAAGAGUUGUCCACGUUAUCGUUCGAAAAUCUUACCGGAGAAGUCGAUAUCACUGAUUUGGACGACGAUGAGUUGGAUGGUUACAUUAUGACCGAAAAAGAAACGCAAACUAAAACAAACUUGUGGAACAAGGUAAACGAAAAAUAUUUGGAAGAACAGAAAAAAAAGGAAGAGAAGCGGUUAAAGGAGAAGGAAGAGGGAAAGCCAGAGAAAAAGAGAAGAAGAUCAUCCAAGAGGAACAAAAAUCAAACCCCAGCCAAUAGUGCAAAUGAAGCGAUUGAAAAGAUGCUGAAGGAAAAACGGAUAUCGUCCAAAAUUAAUUACGAGGUACUUAAAAGCUUGAAUGUUGGUCUUAACACAAAUACUCAGGCUCAAGAAAAGCCUCAAAUCCCUGAUGAUAUAGCAUUUGUAUCACCUAAAGCUGUUGAUAAAGAUACUCGUUCAACAGUGAGCACAUUUAGUAGCCCCAAAAAGCCAGCACAUAAAGUAGUUGAUUUUGUUAGGAAAAAACCAACAGUCAAUAUUAGUACAUCCAGAAAGAGAGAUGCUUCGCAUUUGGAUGAGGAGCCUGUGGUGGAGCCUGUGGUGGAGCCUGCCGAAGAGCCUGUUCCCAUACCUCCAACUGUACCUGUAAAUACUAGUGACUUUGACGAGAGUAAUGAAGUUGACGAUGCCGACGAUUACUUUGAUGAUGAAGAGCCGGAACAAGAAGAAAUGUCUGUUAGUAAAUUGCUCGGACAUGAUGAGGAUGAGUAUGACGGCUACGACGAGGAGGAGUAUUAAUACAUUUGUUGUAUUUGCUGAUGAGUGUUUUAUUUACAAAAGCAAUGAAGCUGAAACCACGAUGAUGCUGAACAA